Molecule: messenger RNA, 2061 nt
Organism: Ixodes scapularis (black-legged tick)
Lineage: Eukaryota; Metazoa; Arthropoda; Arachnida; Ixodida; Ixodidae
Product: protein Skeletor, isoforms B/C
Exons: 11
Coding region: 1-2061 (686 amino acids)
Source: RefSeq, a predicted model, not a curated record
AUGCUCCUGAGCAGGUGCGCCUUCUUCCUGUGGCCGGCCCUCGCGGUCGUGGCCGUCGAGCCCUACCUGGGCACGCGCAUCGGCAAGCUCAACACACAUUUCCACGGUGUCUCCGGCGAGGUGUACGCCGUGGACGAGAAGACGCUCUACCUCAAGGAUUUUCACUACGACGGCACGGGCCCAGACGCCUACUUCUGGGCUGGGUCGACAACGCGGCCGGACCACACCGGCUUCAUAAUCCCGGACGAGCAGGGCAGGAGUCAGCCGCUGGGAGCCUAUCACGGCCGAGACUUGGUGCUGCGACUGCCGGGCGAUCAGACGCUGCGUAAGAUUCGCUGGUUCGCAGUCUGGUGUAGAAAGUUCAGGGCCAACUUCGGAGAUCUAAUCAUCCCGCGGAGCCUGGACAUCCCCAAGGCGGCAACAUUGAAGGCUCUGCCGACCUGGGACCAUGGAGUGUCUUCUGGACGCGUAUCCCUGCUAGACGCGCAGACGUUUCUCGUACCAGACUUCAAGUACGACGGCCUCGGGCCCGCGGCCUACUGGUGGGUGUCCAAGGGCCCCAAGCAGCACCGCGGCGGCACGCGGCUGCUUGACGAGAACGGCAGUGACGCGCCCUUGGCACCGGCCACGGGCAAGACAGUCGUCAUCUCGCUGCCCGACGGCGUGAGCGCCUACGACUUCGACCGCUUCGGCGUCUGGUGCGACUUGGCCGAAGUGGACUUCGGUAGCGUCGCCAUACCACACGAGCUGCGUGUUCCGCCUUCUGCCCGGCAGCUGGCUUUAGCCAUAGGGCAGCAUCAGGUGCCGCAUAAGCACCCUCAGGGGACUGCUGGUCGCAACGUCAGCGGACUUAACUGCGAGGUGCUCCACGAGCCACUGGGGCUCGAAUUCCGCUGGGUUUUGGACAACGACGAGGCGAUCAUGCAGAUAGUGGGGCGCGUUCGGGGCGGCGAGUACAUGUCUUUUGGCUUAAGCAAGGAUGACGCCAAAUCAAACAUGGUGGACGCCGACGCCGUGGUUGCCUGGAUCGAUGGUGCCGGACAAGGCCACGCCGUUGACUACUUCCUCGCCAGCAAAGAGCAGUGCGUUGGAACACGCGGAAGCUGCCCCGACACCAAGCUCGACCGCGCCGCACGUUCCAGCGUGACCCUCAUGGACGCGGCCACCGUAAAUGGGUACCACAUGGUCACCUUCAAGAGGGCUCAGGCUGCUCAGGACCCCGCCUACGACCAGCACAUCUACUCGGACGGUCCGCAGGCGGUUAUGUGGGCGGUGGGUCCUAUCAACGACCGCGCAGAUGCAUCGUACCAUAGUCUGCGCAGUCAAGGGGAUGUCUUUUUAGACUUCGGGCGUCAGCCCUCCUGGAACUGCCCGUCACCGGACGAGGAAGCGCCCAAAGAAAGGGGUGCGACUGCCACUGAGCCGCCACUGUCGGCUGAGGAUUCCUGGCAGAUUCCGGCAGUGGUGUGCCCCGAGGACAGGACUUUCCGAAUGCAGAUCGGUCCCGCGGGCGGCCGCAAGGGAUACCAGGCGAUCACUGGCCACGUGGGCUGGGGCAUCGCCUGGUAUGUGAAUGGCUUGCUCAUUCCAGAGCUGUGGGUGGAGCGUGGUAAGACGUACACGUUCGUCGUUGAGGGUGGCAAUGACCCGGAGAAUUCGGCCAAGAAUCACCCGCUCUACAUCACCUCGGAUCCCGGAGGCGGCUACGAGCAUAAGUCGACUGCUGAUCGUAAAGUGGAGCGCCUGUUUGCGGGGGUGGGCCGCCACAAAAAUAACAAGCCCUAUCCUACUGCCGCGGGACGCCUCUGUGAGUGGCAGUUACCCCUGGGUGAGCUGCCGGACCGGUGGCCGACCUUCGAGCAGUUUCGCGAGCGCCUGACUCUGCAGUGCCGGCCCGGAGCUGCCGCCUACAUGCAGUGGACUCCCGAUCGGAGUACCCCAGACCUGGUUCACUAUCAGUGCUACACCCACAGGCACUUGGGAUGGAAGAUCCACGUGGUGGACUCGUGCGGAGCGCCAGGGACCAACGCCACCACGCACGGGUUCCGGGUGGCGGGCUGA